Molecule: messenger RNA, 5501 nt
Organism: Schistocerca americana (American grasshopper)
Lineage: Eukaryota; Metazoa; Arthropoda; Insecta; Orthoptera; Acrididae
Product: phosphoribosyl pyrophosphate synthase-associated protein 2
Exons: 8
Coding region: 215-1285 (356 amino acids)
Biological process (GO): 5-phosphoribose 1-diphosphate biosynthetic process; purine nucleotide biosynthetic process
Cellular component (GO): cytoplasm; ribose phosphate diphosphokinase complex
Molecular function (GO): ribose phosphate diphosphokinase activity; magnesium ion binding
Source: RefSeq, a predicted model, not a curated record
AUGUUAUGUCUGUGAGUGCGUAAUGAGGUGUUGAUUUGCGUGAUGUGUUGUAUCUCACCGGACGGAAAGUUUAUAGCGCUGAGUGUGGUUUUACAGCGUAACAUUCACAGAGGUGAAAACAGUAUCUUUCAUACAUUUCGUUUAUCCACUGCGCCUGUGUUUUGUGUUCAUGGUAACAUUGGAACUGUGUAAAGUUGUGAUUUACCUGUAGAAAAUGAUGGACAUGCCAGCAUCAAGCGAUAUUAUGAUAAUUGGAGGGAACUCACAUCCAGAGCUUGCAAAUUUAGUCGCUAGCCGCCUAGGGGUUAAACCUGCAGGAUGUGCAGUGUACCACAAAACUAAUCGAGAGACCAUGGUGGAGAUUGGAGACUCUGUUCGAGGCAAAGACAUCUACAUUCUGCAGACAGGAACCAAGGAUGUGAACAAUAACAUAAUGGAAUUGUUGAUCAUGGCGUAUGCCUGCAAAACAUCCUCUGCAAAGAGCAUUGUUGGUGUUAUUCCUUACCUUCCAUACAGUAAGCAGUGCAAGAUGAGAAAGAGAGGAUGUAUUGUAAGCAAAUUGUUGGCUAAGAUGAUGUGCAAGUCAGGUCUCUCACAUGUCAUCACAAUGGAUUUACAUCAGAAAGAAAUUCAGGGAUUCUUUGACUGCCCUGUUGAUAACUUGCGUGCCUCACCCUUUCUUCUUCAGUAUAUACAGGAAUGUAUACCUGAUUACCGCAAUGCUGUGAUAGUGGCUCGUAAUCCUGGGUCAGCAAAGAAAGCAACAUCGUAUGCAGAACGUCUGCGACUAGGCAUUGCAGUCAUUCAUGGAGAACAGAAAGAAGCAGAAAGUGAUAUGGUGGAUGGAAGAUAUUCUCCUCCAACUGUUCCUCGAUCUCGCACAAUGGAUGUUGGUGUGGGGGUACCUGCCCAUCCGGCCAAGGAGAAGCCUCCUAUAAAUGUAGUGGGUGAUGUUGGUGGACGAAUCGCCAUCAUGGUGGAUGACAUGGUUGAUGACGUGCAAUCAUUUGUAGCUGCUGCUGAAGUUCUGAAGGAGCGUGGGGCAUACAAAAUUUAUGUCCUUGCCACCCAUGGACUGCUUUCUUCAGAUGCACCACGACUCAUUGAAGAUUCACCAAUAGAUGAGGUUGUGGUGACAAAUACAAUUCCUCAUGAGUUACAAAAGAUGCAGUGCCACAAGAUCAAGACUGUGGAUAUUAGUGUCCUCCUCUCAGAGGCAAUUCGUCGCAUCCACAACAAAGAAUCUAUGUCUUACUUAUUCAAGAAUGUCACACUGGAGGACUGAAUGGGCUCAUAUUUGAUGAUAUAAAGUAGGAAUAUGGAUAAUCUAUAAUAAAUUUAUGUAAGUUGAUCCCUAGUUAUUAUAACAGUAAUGACAACCACUGUAUGAAGGUGUGUCACUCUUCAGGUCAGUGUUAAGUAAUAUGUUUCGUGAUGGGUACAGACGAUUACAUUUCAACUGUAAGAUUUACAUAUAUAUUUUACAAGGUACAUAAAAUUUAAUUUGUCCAGAUAUGUUUCUUUUUGUGCUGUAAUGAUAAUUUUUUGCAAUUGCCAGAGUAAGUGUGGUUGGUGCCAUUCAGCUGAUGAACUAAUUAUAGCUGCGGUUGUUCUUAUUCAGCAUAUUCUGACAAAACCCAUAAUGUCUGAGCAAGUGCAGUGUUCAUUGUCUUUAUUAGGAAUUAUGUCAUUUUAGUGGAAAGGAUGAGACAUACAUUUGGUGUACGAGAGCUGUUACAUGUCUGGCAGGAUGCAGAAAAUUUGAGGUUUCUAGAAUGUAUCCAAUAUUUAUCUGGUAGCUUGCAUUAGGUAUCAACGAUAAAACUGUUGGUUAAUACCAGAACAUAAAAAGACCAUGGAAAGAUCUUAUAAAAAAAAAGUAAAAACGUGGUAGGGCAAACAUAAAAUCUUGGAAGAAGAGAAGAAAAGUGUGAGAACCUGAGGGAAGCAGAGUAGUUAGUGUACACUUUGUAGAAGACAAGAAAAUGGUGAAAAGUAAACAAAACCUAUAAAUAUCAGUGCAUGUAGCCAAAAACAUGCAGUGGAGAGCAAUGAGAAUGUGAGAAGUUUGGAAUUAUACAAAAACUAGAAAGAACGUGGAAGCAGGAUAUAAGGUGGAAAAAUAAGGAAAGAAGGAAAACAAGUUGAAAGAAUACCUUGAGAUUAAAAAGGAGAAAACUAAAUUAAAAAUAUACAAAUUUUCAAAGAGAAAGAUCGGCAGCAGCAUAAUAUUGCUCAUUAAUGCAUUCGCCUCACAUGUCUAGAUUAUGAGCUUAUGCAUACAGUACUGCCUCAGCUCCCACCAUUAUCUUGUUGCACUUGUAGGCAUUCAGUAUUUCUGUCCCCCCCCCCCCCCCCCCUUUCUUCAGUAUUUUCCAGUUCAUUUGUUUUCUAGAAUUACCUCUUAUUCUCUUUUUAUAUUAAUCAUUUAUUUCAGUUCUUUUUCCCAUUACUGAAUUUGAUGUUGCUCUUCUGAUGAUCUUUGAAUGAGUUGUACCACGCUUGUGUUCUUAUAACCUUUUUGUCGUUCAUAGCUCUGCUUUAAUUUUGCCUCCCAUUUUUCUUUUGUCUAGUCAGUAGAAUCUGGUUGUUUUUUUUAGUGCCUGUAGUUCAAGAUUAAAUGUCCAAAUUUUUAUGUUUUAUAGGCAUUAUUUUUGAAGCACUUAAAAAUGCUUAUUAACAUUACUCCUAGAAUUAUCAUGGUUAGAUUUUGUGUUUGGCUACUCCCUUAAGCUUAGCAGUGUCCUCUGUGGAUUUUGAUUUUGUGUACUGUUUGUGAUACUGAUUGUGCAGUUCAUUAACAGAGUAUCUUCACAGGCUCGUUUAUUUUAUUCUACUCUGAUUUGAGUGUCACAUGCCUUUAGUGCGCUGUAGAAAUUGUGCUGAUACGUAUUCUUUGUUUUGAUCUGCUUUAUGUUUCAUACAUUAAUUUUCAUAUGUCUUCCUGCUGCCUUCAUCUUAGUUUUUUCCUUACUUUACUUACUGAGCUCUCAACCCUCCAUUACAGUCCCAAAUAGGACUGCCUGUUGUGGUAUUCUUGGCUUGAGAAGUAACUUGAUGUUAACUGUGUGCUGAUUAUUUUCUCAGUUUAACGUUGUUUAAGCUUCCUCAUAUGCUGCUGUUUAUUUUUCAUGUCUUGUUUCCCCACAGAGACUUAUAUCUUGACCAUUGUUUAAAUAGUUCUUCUCUCUCCAGUAUCUUAAAAUGUUCUGUGUGUUGUGCAUUGCCAGUUAGAUCUUCAACUUUUCUUAGUUUUUCUUGAAAUUUACCAGAUAGCAUGUUCUAAAUGUGUUGUCCCUUUCUUCUAAAAUACAGAUUGGAGAGUUCGAAAUGAAGAUUUCAACAUAGCUGAAGGCAGAUAAACAAACAGACUAUCCACAUUCAUGAAACCAGCAUACAGUUUUUAAUGUAAUUGGCAGUUUUGGUAGACUGUGAAUACUGUGUUAAAUUUUAAAAUCUGGAACACAACGAGAACAGUGAAAAGAUUUUCACAUAUCAAUUUUCUAGAUACUUCAGUCGGAAUAUUUCAGAUACAUACUCAUGUAAAACAGCCACUUUUUUUUCUUCUGGUUAUCUUGACCUUGUGUUAAUGUUUACUUCUAUUGCAUGACAAAAGUUGUUUCAUACUUGGGGGUGUGUGCGGUAUGCAAUAAAAGAGUGAACAUAAUUGUUUGUGACUGUUACUAAAUUCUUGAAUUGGUAAACAAUUUGAAGCAUGUAGUUGAUUAAAGAAGAUAACCAUUUUGCUGCAUAAGAGAAAUCUUUGCAUUUCAAGCAAACAUCCUAAAAUAACUUCUCUCAAAUUCUAUUCUUAUUUUGCAUCAAGUUGAAUUUGAAUUGUGAAGUUUCUGUUUCUCAAUUUUUUUAAUUUUUUGUAUUCUGUUAAACAAUAUUUCUGUAAAUUAUUUUACAUUUUUGCAUGUGUUUGCUGCAUUUAGAAUCAUAAUGUCUAUCAAAUGGGAAAAAGCAUCUUUGCUUUUCUGUGUGUCAUUAGUUUAUAAAGACUCAUGAAUUACUGAACACUGCUAAAAUCACAAAGCCAAUAGACUGGCCAGUGCUUACUUUCAGGAGAGACAACUCACUGAGAACAGAAAAAUGUACUCACAUGUUUUGGAACCAAACAUUUGUUCCUCUAGGUUUAUAGAGAAAUUAAGUUGGGGAAGUUGGACAUUACAUUUGUGAGGACAAAAGCUGACCUCAGCAAGUGGGUUUAUCUUAACUUAUGGUCUCAGUUAUAGACCACCCCACUCCUCUCUGAUCUCCAUUUUCACAGUAUUGUUUUGUAUUUUAAGUGUUUCUACUGGCAGUACUCAAAGCUGUGUCUCCUGAAGGUGAGUACUGGGCAGCCUUUCUCUCUCUUUGUGAUUUCAACAACUUUGUGAACUGAUUGUUUUAUACAAAUUACUGAACUUUAAUUUGGUGUUGCUAUAUGGGAAGGAGAAUAUUGUGGUUGUAUCAUCUACUUUAAAUGAUUUAUUUGUGAAGCCUGUCUUGGAAGUUUGGAGCAAAUACCAGUAUUGUUAAUCUGCAACUGUAGAUCAGUGCGUAGUAAUAACUUGAAUGCAUGCAGCCUCCACAUUGAUUUCCGUGUAAACUCUGUUGUAUACUGAAGGGGGGGAAAAAAGGUCAUAUUCAGCCUUUAAUGCUGCGACCUUUCCGUAAAUCUCAUUAAAGUUUAUAAAAGAGUUUUUUGAAGUAUGAAUAUCAUAAUCAUUUUAAUUGACUUUGCAUAUGUGAUCAACAGAUCAAUUAAAUGUAGAUAUUGUCACACUGCUUGGCAUAUAAAACUUAUCUUGUACUGUAUUAAAUUCCUUUGUUAGGUACUUAUAUUGGAAAUGCUUUCAGCAGUAAACUCAGUGGGUGAAGGCUAAAGGUAUUGUUGAGUUAUUAUCCUUACAUGUAUGUGAUAAAUGGUUGUAAACAGUUUUCUGUUUAUUUCUGCCAAAAAUUUUGACUGCAAAAUCUACAGUAUUCCUAUUUUGUUUUCAGUAUUAUUUGUAUUAAAACUGGUAAUUGGAAGAUAUUCACUAAAAUAAAAUUUUCUGCCUUUUGAUAGUAAUUGAAAUCUAGAUUGUGAGGGACAAAUUAAAGAAUUAGACAGAAACUUACCCAGUACGGUAGCAUCUGUGUUACACAGAAGGUGUACUAUCAGUUCAAAAUGUUUUUAUGUGGUACGGGAAAUUAUUGGUGCAGUAUUAUAAAUAUGGAACCAAUUUUGAAUAUAGCAGAUCCAUUCUGUUGAACUGAGCUGACAUCCAGAAUAAAACUCUCAAAAUUUUGCAUACAUUGUGUAAUGCAAACUUUAAAAACGUCUUUUUUUGUCAGGUGUGUGGUGUGCAAACUACAAUAAAAUCUCUGACGGGGAAUCUCAAAUUUAAGAAAAUGUUAUUGUGACUGGUAUUUUCUCAAAUUGUAUGGAAAUGAAAGAACGUGUAUGUGUGAAUCAGAUUUGGCGUGUAAAUAAAUAAGGAAAUAAAAACAUCUCUUCAUUUGCAAACUUA